AUGUGUGUGACCAAUGUUGUUGUGGUCGCAGCAGUUGCUGAAUCUGCUAAUCAAACUCGACGACGCGGUUCUCGACCGGGUCGUGCACCGAACGAGGAGCAAUUCAGGGAAGAUAGAGGCAAAAAUAUGAUGGAAGAUUACUUUGUUGAACGUCCAGUGUUCAAGGAGUGGGAGUUUCGAACACGCUACAAGAUGAGCCACAAUGUCUUCAACCGCAUCUCUGGUGACCUUUGCCAUUAUGAUCGAUACUUUGUUCAAAAACUAGAUGCUGCCAAGAAAGUCGGACUACUUCCAGAGCAGAAGAUAACAUGUGCUUUACGAAUGCUUGCCUAUGGUGCUGGGGCAUAUCAAUGUGCUGAGUAUUGCCGGAUGGUGAAAUCUACCUCCAUCGAGGCCAUUCAACGAUUUACAAGAGGAAUCGUUAAUCUAUACUCUGUAGAUUACCUUCGGGCUCCUACUCUGGCCGACCUCAAAAGACUUCUCGCCAAAGCUGAGAGAAGAGGGACAUGCAACGACCUCAAUGUCUUGGCAAAGUCCAUGUUGUUUAAUGAGCUUACUGCUGGUCGAGCACCUAAGAUCCAAUUCCAAGUGAAUAAUAGAACCUACAAUUUAGGGUACUAUCUCGCUGAUGGUAUCUAUCCUAGAUGGGCGACUUUCGUGAAAUCAAUUCCUAAGCCUACUCGACCUAAGGAUCUAAAGUUUUCCCAAGCUCAAGAGGGGUAUAGGAAGGAUGUUGAAAGAUGUUUUGGUAUUUUACAGUCACGCUUUAGUAUUGUUAGAGGAGCUGCUCGUGGGUGGCAUAAAGAAGACAUUCGAUACAUCAUGUUGACUUGUAUUAUAUUACACAACAAGAUAGUUGAGAAUGAGCGACCCGACGACAUCGAUGAAGAAUUGGAUUCAGAUGAAGAAGAGGAGAACAAUAUGAGGCCCAGGGUGGCUACUGUUUGGGAAGGAUCGACUGGUGAUGACUUUGAGCCUGUUGGUAGAGAUGUUCACAAUUUCAAUGGAUUCAUGGAUCGAUACAAUGCCAUUAGAUGUGAGAACACUCACUCAAACCUUCAAGCAGAUCUCGUAGAGCAUUUAUGGAAAAUUCAAGGCAACAUGGAGGUCUGA
Fragaria vesca subsp. vesca is the source of this 1113-nucleotide messenger RNA. RefSeq lists its product as uncharacterized. The transcript has 2 exons. The record is from RefSeq and is a predicted model, not a curated record. Lineage: Eukaryota; Viridiplantae; Streptophyta; Magnoliopsida; Rosales; Rosaceae. Bases 1 to 1113 code for a protein of 370 amino acids.